AUGCCACUACUAUUUAGGCACUCUGCCUUGACCGAUUUCUUGGCUUCGAACAACAUCUCUGCUGCUCAGAUUCAGCAAGACCACCUCACACGGUUAAGGCAAUUUGAACGUCAGACAGCUGUUGAACGACGAGAAACUGAUCAUGUCAAUGAUGAUGAAUAUCAAAAUGCGGAUGAGUCGGCAGCAGACAAGAAAAAGCGGAAAAGGAAAGAGGCUGUCGCCCUCGCGAAGAUCAAGAAAAGCAAAGAAUUUGCUCGUCGUAAGGCUCAAGGCACAGGCGAUUCUGACAAUGAUGAUGAUAUCGCCCGAGAGAUGAUGUGCGAGGAUUCUCAGCCCUUUGCAUAUCAGCUCGAGAACUGUGAGGUUUGUGGUAAACGUUUUACAGUAACCCCCUACAGCAAAGCUGGUCCCCGUGGAGGUCUCCUCUGUGCAAGAUGUUCUAAGGAGCUAGCGGAUGAUGGGAAGAAACCCAAAGCUAAUAGGCGGGGACCAAGGAGCGGGCGUCGCCAGAAGCAAAGUAAUCUGCUCGAUGGGCUUGCUCAAUUGGGCGCUCCAAGCUUAGCGGAGAUGUGUACAAAGAAAGUAGCCGAAAACAUUAACGAUAUCGAAGAGUUUGGAGAUUUGCCCCCGCAACUGCUUCAUCGUCUAAGUCAGAUAUUGUGCAAGAGGCGUGUCUUGACUUCAAGAACUCUUAAUUUAUUUCUUCGGUCGGAGCUUAAUUUUAUUGAUAUCUAUGAUGCUGCAAAGCUUGAAACACAGGACUUCGAGAAAAUCUUCGCUUUCAUGCCCAAUCUGUAUCACGUGAACUUUCGCUUUGCUGGUCAACUGAAAGAUAAGGUAGUCGAAUACCUAUUGGACCGCAACUUGAAGAUCAAGCGCUUGCAGCUAGAUGCCGCAAAUUUGAUAUCAGAUGAGUGUUGGCAGCAGCUGUUCCGAAAAUUGGGACCCCAGUUGGAAUCCCUCAAAUUAUCCAAUCUCGAUUCCUCUUUGGAUGAUGAAACAGUGGAAGUGAUGUGCAGGAAGUGCACAUCGCUUCAACGUCUGAAAUUGAAGCAGUGUUGGAAAAUGGGCAAUCGCUCUCUCCAAGCCAUUUCCCAACUGAUAUCUUUACAACACUUGUCUUUGGACUUUGUUCAAGAAAUAUGUGAUGAGAUCCUGCUCAACACAGUUUCAAAACUCAGCCCACGCUUGCGGACGUUGUCCUUGGAGGGGCUAUCUACCGCAGAUGAUCGUCUUUUGGAUAUCAUACAUGUCAAUUGCCGCACUUUGACGAAACUUCGCUUUUCUGACAACGCAGUGUGUAGUGACAAAGGCUUCGUCACUCUUUUCACUGACUGGGACAACCCACCACUGGAAUUUGUGGAUCUUUCAUCUACGAGAGACGUUGAUAAUUCGAACCCAGACGGACCUGUAGAUGCAAUUGGCCUUGCAUCCCAAGGUUUUAUGGCUCUCAUGAACCAUUCAGGGCCCGGGCUACAGAAAUUAAACAUCGCAUCUUGUCGCCACGUGUCCCGCUCUGCUUUUGAAGAAGUGUUUGCGGCCGGGAAAAGAUACCCCAAUCUCGAGGAGAUAGAUGUGUCCUUCCAUACAGUCGUCGAUGACUAUAUUGUUGGUCGAAUCUUUCAGUGCUGUCCUAAACUCCAGAAAUUGGUCGCUUUUGCCUGUUUCAACUUGCGAGAUGCUCAGGUUCCGGCCGGAGUUGCUUUGAUUGGCGGAUUAAAAGCUCAAGACCCCAUUGUUCUUCAGGGCCAUCACUACUAG
Messenger RNA from Aspergillus welwitschiae, 1761 nucleotides. It is a transcript of the gene rad7, whose product is annotated as DNA repair protein Rad7, protein. Bases 1 to 1761 code for a protein of 586 amino acids. Lineage: Eukaryota; Fungi; Ascomycota; Eurotiomycetes; Eurotiales; Aspergillaceae. Gene Ontology annotation, cellular component: SCF ubiquitin ligase complex. The transcript has 4 exons. The record is from RefSeq and is a predicted model, not a curated record. Gene Ontology annotation, biological process: SCF-dependent proteasomal ubiquitin-dependent protein catabolic process.